GUACUCAUUGUGCGCGUUCUCAUUGUCGUGGCUCAUGCGAACGUCCAAGGUCCGGCUGAUGCCGAUCGCCGAUAAACGAUAUGCGUAUCUCCGUACGUGAGAUAAGCGCAGCUUCGACGGCGAUGCUAAAACUGGCGCGUGCGGCGAACGAUCGGUCGGACUAAAAGUGAUUACGUUGCAAAACAACGGCGGAGCGGCCGUAAGGACGCGGGGAGAGAGACCCCGGACGCGGGUGUCCGAGAAUCGCGCGACGCGAUUCUCCGAAAAGGCCGCGCGCGCGCGAAAUUUCGUCGUUCGCGCGGCGUGCGCGCUCCAGUUUCGUCCGUGUGGUCUGCAACGUGCACGAGGCCCGGAGAAAGGCUCGGUUGACGGCGAUUAGAUAAAAAAAUUCCAAUCGGGUUUCCUAUCCCGCACGGGGACUGCGUCUGAAUUCUCGAGGCGACAGGAGCGAGCAGCCGGAGUGCGCGGCGGAGCGAGGUGGAGUGCCCGCGUCCACGUUGUCUCGGUCGAGGGGAGAUUUCAACGCGCGUGUAACACGCGCUCGGAUUCGCCGGAUAUCGAUUCGCGCACCUGGAAAUGCCGGCGUUAGAGCUCUUCGGUCGAAAAUGGUUGGCCGCCACCGACGAUCUUGUGUAUCCCGGCCUAUUCGAAUUAUUUAUCCGUAUUGUAUGGUUGAUUCUUAUAGGGAUCGCCUGCGUAAGGUACUACGAGGAUACGUGGAAUUGUCAGUUGGGAGGUGAAUUAGUGCGCGUGUACCUCCUCGGCGAGGCGGUUAUGCUUGGUAUCGUCACGCUUUUGAUACUCAUCAUUAUCAGGCACAGCGCGAGAGGAGCCAUCAUGGACACGCAUGCCCGACGCUACGUCCAGCCGCUCCUGAUGGUUAAAAUAUUAAUGCUACUGCCGGAAAUUGGAUGGAACAUCCUGGGCACCUUGUGGAUUUUCGGGCAGAGCGUGGAUUGCAAUCACGAGACAUACUCCAUCACUGUCGUGGAGGCCCUAGUGUUUUUCGACUGGAUUCUGAUCGGCCUUAGUAUCUUCGGUCUCGCCCUGGUGUUCGACCCGAUCGGCUCCCUGGAGAAGAGGCAGCUGGAGAGCUCCGUGGAGCACGGCAAGAUCUCGCGCAUCUGGCUACGGAGAUUCAAGUUCCUAUGGUGGAUGCGCAAGGACGAGAGCGCGAACGAGACCUUUCAACAAGUUGCUGGUCUUUUGUCCGCUUUAUUUCGAGGCACGGAUUUGGUUCCCUCUGAUGUAAUGGCAGGAUGUAUUUUGCUAAGAAUCCGGCAGAAGCGAGAAACUCACGAAUUGCGAAACCUAAAUUUAAUUGCGCGUCCAAAAUAUACUUCAGACGGCAAUGAGAUAUUUUCGGACGCACCUAACUGGAUGUCCUUAGAAGCCGCCCAUCACUUUCUGCAGCUAUCGAUCGCUUCCUACGGCUGGCUUUUCGUUAUAUAUCAGCACACGUGUACCGGAUGUUUUCGUUUGAUACGUGGCAUGAGAUGUUGUGCUUGUUUCCGGCGAAAGCGUAACAUUAUUCUGGACGAUAACUGUUGCCUCUGUUAUCUCUCUGGUGUGAAAUAUUUGUCGAAGAUGUCUGAGGAGGAUAUCCUAUUCGCUUCCUUUAAGAAUCAUUUAUGUGAAAUACCAUUCUGCGUAAUAGCAGAUCACAAAACUGCUAGUAUCGUUGUGGCUAUACGAGGAUCGCUAUCCUUGCGGGAUAUAAUUACCGAUUUCGCGGCGGCGUCUGAAUCAUUCGAGUGUCCUGGCGUUCCACCAGGCAGCACGGCUCAUAAAGGCAUGACAAUAGGGGUAAAAGUAAUCCUAAAGCAAUUGGAGAAUCAUAAAGUUCUGGAAAGAGCGUUCGCUACGUAUCCUAAUUAUCAUCUGACGAUUACAGGUCACAGCUUAGGAGCCGGUUUAGCCAUUCUACUGGGUUUACUUAUACGUCCUCGUUAUCCAGAGUUGAGAGUCUACGCGUUCGCUACGCCUGCUGGUCUGCUCAGCAGAGAUGCUGCUAGGGUCACGGAGGAAUUCGUAUUGACUGUAGGAUUGGGGGAUGAUCUCGUAAUGAGGCUCAGUGUGGAUAGUAUAGAGAAUUUGAGGACGUCGUUAUUGACAACUCUUCAUGCCUGUCGAUUGCCUAAGUACAGAGUGGUUCUGAACGGAUUCGGAUACGCUUUGUUCGGAAUUCCCGAGAGAGAUCUGACUAAAACAUGGGCUAACUAUAACAUAAUUAAUACAAUUCCGGGCCAAUCGCCUUUGCUAACCAAGCCUAGCGAUGUGAAUAGUAAAAUAAUAGAGCGCGACAUAACAAAAAGGAGAUACUCGAGAAUGAAAUUAUUUAAUGCUGGUCGUAUACUUCACAUAACAAGAUGCAAGCUCGAAAAAACAGAGGGAAAGAGCAAAAAACAACUCGCAAAGGAGAGGAAAUACGAGAUGCGAUGGGCGCAAGCGGAGGAAUUUACGAAAUUCACAGUGAUGCCACGCAUGCUCCUGGAUCACUUGCCAGAAAACAUGGAGCGGGCUUUAGCUACGUUACUGAAGCAGCAGGACGAUAUACCAUAUUAUUUCGAUCCUUAGUGUAACCCAAAGAAGUGAUUUUAUAGUAUUAAUAAAAAGAACUUCCGCAAAA
Messenger RNA from Vollenhovia emeryi, 2629 nucleotides. RefSeq names its product sn1-specific diacylglycerol lipase beta-like. Lineage: Eukaryota; Metazoa; Arthropoda; Insecta; Hymenoptera; Formicidae. The transcript has 14 exons. Gene Ontology annotation, biological process: lipid metabolic process. The coding region runs from base 577 to 2577 and encodes 666 amino acids. The record is from RefSeq and is a predicted model, not a curated record.